Staurois parvus is the source of this 2413-nucleotide messenger RNA. The record is from the annotation of a GenBank genome assembly. NCBI's taxonomy places the organism in Eukaryota, Metazoa, Chordata, Amphibia, Anura, Ranidae.
AUGUGGGGGAGCUGGGCUCUGCUCUACAUCCUCCUGCCCGGCUGUACGGGGCCCGGGGCCCCUGCCCCCAUCCCGCCCGACACGGUGAAGUUCUGGGCAGAUACCUUGGGCAGCGAGGUGUACUCCAUCAUCACCAAAUACUCUGGCUCCCUCCUGCUACAAAAGAAAUACAAAGACGUAGAGCCCACCCUGAGCAUUGAGGAGGUGGAUGGGCUAGAGUUGGUGAAGAAGUUUUCAGAAGAGAUGGAGAGUAUGCUGCGGAGGAAGGUGGAAGCUGUAGAGAGAUUGGUGGAGGCUGCGGAAGAGGCAGAUUUAAAUCACGAGUUUAAUGAGUCUAUGGAGUUUGAGUACUACAAUUCAGUGCGGAUUAAUGAAAAGGAUGAAGAUGAUAAUUAUGUGGAUCUGGGGAACGAAUUUAUUUUGGAGACUAAUGAGCACUUUAAUAAUCUGAUGGUGAACACAACACUCAGCAAUAUUCAGCUUCCUACUAAUGUGUACAACAAAGAUCCAGACAUUCUCAAUGGUGUGUACAUGUCUGAAGCCCUGAAUCCUGUCUUCGUGGAAAACUUCCAGAGGGAUCCCACGUUAACCUGGCAGUAUUUUGGAAGCUCCACUGGGUUUUUCCGGCUGUAUCCAGGUAUAAAAUGGACGCCAGAUGAGAACGGUGUCAUCUCAUUUGAUUGCAGAAACCGUGGAUGGUACAUCCAGGCCGCCACAUCCCCGAAGGACAUUGUGAUCGUGGUAGACAUCAGUGGCAGCAUGAAGGGGCUGAGAAUGACCAUUGCCAAACACACAAUCAACACACUGCUUGACACUCUGGGCGAGAAUGACUUUGUCAACAUUAUUGCAUACAAUGAUUACGUCCAUUAUAUUGAGCCCUGUUUUAAGGGGAUCUUAGUUCAGGCUGACAGAGAUAAUAGAGAGCAUUUCAAGCAGUUGGUGGAUGAGCUGCAAGCGAAAGGAGUUGGCACUGUCAACAAAGCUCUCAUUGAAGCAUUUAAAAUCCUGAAAGAGUUCCGAGAAGCUGGUCAGGGGGGUCUGUGUAAUCAGGCAAUCAUGCUUAUAACAGAUGGAGCCGUGGAAGAUUAUGAGCCUGUCUUUGAAAAAUACAACUGGCCUGAAAAGAGAGUCAGAAUGUUCACAUACCUCAUUGGGAGAGAAGUAACAUUUGCAGAGAAUGUGAAAUGGAUUGCAUGUAGCAACAAAGGUUAUUACACUCAAAUCUCUACUCUUGCGGAUGUCCAGGAAAAAAUGUGAUGGAGUAUCUCCAUGUGCUGAGUCGGCCUAUGGUGAUAAACCACGACCAUGAUAUUAUAUGGACCGAGGCCUACAUGGACAGCGCGCUCUUCGCCUCUCAGGCCCAGAGUCUGCUGCUGCUCAUGACCACAGUAGCCAUGCCGGUUUUCAGCAAGAAGAAUGAGACUAGAUCAGAGGGGAUCCUUUUAGGGGUUAUCGGGUCUGAUGUCCCCCUACGAGAACUGUUGAAGUUGGCCCCCAGGUACAAGCUUGGUGUUCAUGGUUAUGCCUUCCUGAACACACAAACAAUGGCUACAUACUGUCACACCCUGAUUUACGCCCAUUGUAUAAGGAGGGCAAAAAACUGAGGCCAAAGCCAAACUACAACAGCGUGGAUCUGUCUGAGGUGGAGUGGGAGGAUCGAGAUGAGAAUCUCCGAACAGCCAUGAUAAAUGGAGAGACUGGAUCACUCAGCAUGGAUGUAAAAGUCACCGUUGAUAAAGGGAAGCGUGUCCUGUUUAUGACUUGUGAUUACUUUUACACAGACAUCAGUGACACUCCUUUCAGUCUUGGCGUUGUUCUGACUCGAGGACAUGGGGAAUACAUCCUUAUCGGAAACACAUCUCUGGAGGAAGGACUUCAUGACCUCCUUCACCCUGACCUGACCCUGGCCAAUGAAUGGAUUUACUGUAUUACAGAUAUUGACCCUGAUCACCGCAAACUGAACCAGCUGCAAGCAGUCACCCGCUUCCUGAUGGGAGAGGAUCCGGACCUGGAGUGUGAUGAGGAGCUGGUAAAGGAAGUUUUGUUUGAUGCUGUGGUCACUGCGCCGCUGGAAGCCUACUGGACACAGGUGGCUCUUAAUAUGUCAAAACAGGAAGAUGGAAUCGAGGUGGCUUUUCUGGGUACCCGUGCUGGCCUUAUUCGGAAAAAUUUGUAUGUGGGAGCCGAACAGAUGUCAAACAAGAAAUUUCUGCAAUAUGAAGAAAAGGAAAGCAUAUUCACCAUGGAUCACUUUCCCUUGUGGUACCGGCGGGCAGCAGAACAUCCUCCGGGAAGCUUUGUCUACCAUGUGCCUACUGACGAAAGUCCGGAUCAUAACCCCAGAGACAAUGACAACGCCGAGCCGGCCAUCCAGCCGCGUGGUUGGGAGGAGCUGAUCCCUGAGGGUACCUGA